AUGAGUUCACAGGAUUACCUCAAUAAUGCCAGGAAGUCUUUAGUAGAAGCACAGGUGGUGUCUCAAGAGACUAAUAUUAAUAUCAAAAAUAUUAAAGAUAGACUAACGGAACUCGAAAAAUCAAUAGGUAAAGGUAAGUUCAUCAGGAAGAGUCUUGAAAAGCAAGUACAGUUUUUAAGAAAUAACAUCUUAAGAGAUUUCAUAGAGAGAAGAUUAAUAAAUAAGGAAUGGUCUCAGGUUAUUUUAAUAGAUAUGGUAAGAGAUCUUCAUCACUGGAAUGCACUAAUACGAAACCAAGCUGAAGUUUUGGAAAAUACAAAAAAUGUUUUGAAUGAUCCCUCUAAAAAGACUUUUGACAAUGAAUUUCAAACACUUGGAUCGUUUAUCUCACAAGAUAAUUUGAAUAUCUUGGAGGCAAGAUUAAAUGAAAUACCAAACAUAGAGUUGCAUAUAGAUACAAUUAAACACCAAUAUCAAAUAAUGGUGAAUAAGAUAGACACUGAGUUGAUUAAAAAAGAUAUGCAGGAUCUGUUUCUCAAGUUCGAAAAAACUUUUGAUCAAGAUUCAGAUGAAAUGCAAAAACUAUUAUUGAAAUAUCCAACUGAGCUCAAAGAGUUAGAAUGCGACAUUGUAAACUAUUUAAGUUCACUUACGCAUCAUUACGAACAAUGCCAAUUACUUUGUGAUAUCGACGAAUUUUCUCCAGAUUUUAAGGAAUUAUCAGAGAUAAUCAAAGCUGAUAAUAAUGAGUUGCAUAUAAUUUCCGAGUCGCUGGAAGAAACUGUAAAAAACAUAAAUGGUAGAAUUAACUCUGUUUCUAAACUUUUAGCAAAUAAAGAGAAAGAGAGCCUUGAAUAUAAAAAGCUAUUUAAAGAUCUUCUGAAGAAAUUCAAGACAAACCAUGAAUAUCUAUUGAUAUUUAAGGAAAUUGCAGAGAUUAUAGAAAAGUUUAAAAACACAUGCAUUCAAGACAUGUCCUAUAUCGAAGAUCUCUACCAUUUUUACCAAAAUUUCGAGUCGAGCUACCAAAAUAUGUUACAGGAAAUUAACAGGAGGAAACAAGUUGCUAAGGAAAUGCAAAAAAUACUGGACGACUGUGAAUCUCAAUUAAAGGCAUUGAGCCUAAAAGAUAAAGUAUGCAGGGAACAAUUUUUAAAUGAAAAUGGUAAGUAUUUGCCAGAAAACAUAUUGCCAGCAGAAAUGCAAAGUUCCAAACCACUUUAUUCACUAGAGUAUUCAAUUAAUAAAUAUUGA
Messenger RNA from Tetrapisispora phaffii CBS 4417, 1254 nucleotides. It is a transcript of the gene ATG17, whose product is annotated as protein kinase regulatory subunit ATG17. The record is from RefSeq and is a predicted model, not a curated record. Gene Ontology annotation, cellular component: phagophore assembly site; Atg1/ULK1 kinase complex. The transcript has a single exon. Bases 1 to 1254 code for a protein of 417 amino acids. Gene Ontology annotation, molecular function: protein kinase activator activity; molecular adaptor activity. Gene Ontology annotation, biological process: autophagy of mitochondrion; autophagy of peroxisome; activation of protein kinase activity. Lineage: Eukaryota; Fungi; Ascomycota; Saccharomycetes; Saccharomycetales; Saccharomycetaceae.